GCAAUUUCGUCUCGAUCGCAACAGAUGCUUCAAACCAUGGUGCAAUCAAAAUGUUUCCCGUUGUUGUUCGUUAUUUUGCAGCACUCGAAGGUCUCAAAACAAAGGUUUUGGAUUUAUCAGAUCAAAAAGGUGAAACUGCUGACAUAAUCGUGAAUUUGCUAAGCGUUACGGCAAACAAUUAUGACAUUGAGAACAAAAUUGUCGUGUUCUCUGGUGACAACGCACCAACCAAUUUUGGAUCCGUUCAUCGAACAGGCAGCAAAAAUGUAUUCAAGCAACUAAAACAACGUUUCAAUGCGAAUAUGAUUGGAGCUGGUUGCACCGCUCAUUCACUUCACAAUGCGAUAGGCAACGCUUCUGACAAGCUGGACAUUGACGUUGAAUACAUCGCAGUGAAAAUUUAUACACACUUCUACCGAUACACUGUUCGUUUGAAUACAUUGAAAGAUUUUUGUGAUGCAAUUGGUGAAACAUACGUAAAAUUGAAAGGCUACAGCAAAACGCGCUUCUUAGCGUUGAAAGAAUGUUUGAGUUCAAUCAUUGCCAAUUUCGACGCAUUGAAUGAAUAUUUUCAUUCUUUCGAUGCACCUGUGAAAAUUUUGGAAUUUUUCGAUGACCCAUUCGCUUUGGUAACGUUGAUUUUCGUUCGAGAUCAAGCAGAGAAUUUUCAAAAUGCCAUAUUGCGACUUGAAGGAGACUACAUUUGUGCUGUUGAUGCGUGA
Molecule: messenger RNA, 722 nt
Organism: Contarinia nasturtii (swede midge)
Lineage: Eukaryota; Metazoa; Arthropoda; Insecta; Diptera; Cecidomyiidae
Exons: 2
Coding region: 51-722 (223 amino acids)
Source: RefSeq, a predicted model, not a curated record